Molecule: messenger RNA, 150 nt
Organism: Dentiscutata heterogama
Lineage: Eukaryota; Fungi; Glomeromycota; Glomeromycetes; Diversisporales; Gigasporaceae
Source: the annotation of a GenBank genome assembly
AUGCUAGAAUCUUGGUAUCAAAAGCUUAAAUAUAAUAUCUUUAGAGAUAUUCUUAUUUAUGAACUGUAUAUUAAUAGAAAUAAUACUGCACAACAACAAUGGAGAUUAGCAGAAAUUCAUAUAGGCAGGAUGAUGCCAACAAAAAAAGAA